AUGGAUGCUUCUCAAACCCAAUUUCUGCCAACUGGCGAAGCCUCCCUUCAUCGAAGUGCUCCUCCACUCGCCCCUACCCAAGAACUGGCUUAUCGAAAGAAGUGCAUUGCCCUAAAAAGACGCCUCGCAGAAAUCGAAGCCAACAAUGACGCUACUCGGAGGAAAAUCAUACAAGAGACUGAACAUGUCGAGAAAAUGCGCCUGUUGCGCGCCAUUCUCCUCAAUCAACUCAAAGACAUCAUGACUACGCCGGCCAAAAAACUUACGCCUGAACAGCGCGAGCAACUCGGUGCGCUAGCAAAUGGGAGGGUUAAUCUUGCGGAAUUGGCUGGUGCCGGCAUCACACAAGACCUACUACGCACCCGACCGGAUAGGGAUGGGCUUUUAGAUGACAGUUCGGAGGAGAGCGAUGAAGACGAACCAGAGCCUCAAGAAAGACCUGAAAGACGUAAGAGAGCCAACAAUAGCUAUCGAGGCGAACCAAUCCUGAAUACCAACACCCCUGGCGACUCAUCCGCCCCCCCAUAUCAACAGUCCUCCUUACCGAACUUGGCUCCUGCAAAUUCUUUCUCGUCUACAGCACCCCUAGAACCAACGCCGCAAAAUUCUUUCCGCCUCUCUACUACGACCCCGUUCGUCGGUACAACUGAGUCGAUGCACGCCCCAUCUUCACCUAUUCUUGGCAACCAACACUCGGCCAUGCAGUCUCCUAGUCAGUCUAUGACCCAUCCAGAAAUCAAUGGCCUCAGUCGAGGGCCAGCUCCCCAAGCACGACCGGAACGACCAGAGGCUCCAUUUGUGCAGUUCACACAACAUAUGCGCCCACAACUUGAAGCUGACGACUAUCCGGCUCAUCAGAUCGCUGCCAGGAUUCAAUUUGAGUGGGACGGGCUCAGCAGUGAGAAUAGAAAGCUUUGGGAUGACAGAUAUCAAGACCAAAUGGUGGAAUACACCGCGGCUAUGGACCGGUACAAGAAAGCCUCUCGACGCGAAGCAUCAAGCAGU
Messenger RNA from Exophiala aquamarina CBS 119918, 1005 nucleotides. RefSeq lists its product as uncharacterized. Lineage: Eukaryota; Fungi; Ascomycota; Eurotiomycetes; Chaetothyriales; Herpotrichiellaceae. The transcript is spliced from 2 exons. The record is from RefSeq and is a predicted model, not a curated record. The annotation marks the transcript as partial.